Thermothielavioides terrestris NRRL 8126 is the source of this 4126-nucleotide messenger RNA. RefSeq lists its product as uncharacterized. The record is from RefSeq and is a predicted model, not a curated record. The transcript is spliced from 3 exons. NCBI's taxonomy places the organism in Eukaryota, Fungi, Ascomycota, Sordariomycetes, Sordariales, Chaetomiaceae. Bases 123 to 4004 code for a protein of 1293 amino acids.
CAGCCGCGCUUGCGUCCGGGGAAGUUGGGGGAGACUGGCGGGGUCCAGGCGAGUCCAGGCAAGUCAAGGCAACGGGUGGUGGGUGUGUCGGGUGCGUCCGACAACCGCAAGCCAGCAUCGCCAUGGACGAGUAUCCCGCCGGCAGUCUGGACCACAGCGUCCCCUUUCUGCUGGCGCUGGGGACACGCACCGGUGCGACUUACGACGCCGGCCUGAGCGGGACCCUCAAGGAGCAGGCCGUUCUCAUCCGAUCAGAUCUCCCGCCCCUCGACUCCGAUCAGGCGCAUGCGCUGCUCCGCUACAUCCGGGACCGCGAUGCAUCUCAGAUGCCCUGCAACGCGAGGGAUGCGUCGGCUAGGAAAUACCGUUUCCGGGUCAAGACGGCCGAGAGGUCACUGCUCCUGCCUCCGCGCCGGGCCCGUCUUCCCGAGGGCAUUGAACUUCCCUCGCCGACUCCUUCUACCGUGCUCCACUCGCCCUACUCCCCGUUGAGUCCCGUAUCUCCGCUCUAUCCCGACGGCCUGAUCGACGCGCAAUGGAUACGCAAACACCAGGACCUUGUCCCGAGUAUCCUUCUCUGCUUCUAUGCCUUCGCCUCGGAUCCAACACUUGCCACGCUCUGUGACAACCAGAUCAAGACGGACGUGAACAACAUCAGGGGCCUACUGAGCCAGUCCGGCUACAAGACGCGCCUGGCCGUUGUGCUCCUGAGCGAUCAUGCUUCCUCUGCUUCUUCUGGUUUGUCUAGCGACGGCGUUCAGGAACGGUUGGAAACCAUACGGCGCGGCUGUGGCCUAGACUCGAAGGCCCUGUUCCUAGUGCCGUCCAGCGAUUCCCAAGACGAGCUUGAACGCGUGGCUGAGAACAUGCUCACCACGCUCUAUUCCGUGUCGGUCGAGUAUUAUCGCGACUUGGGGAGGCAUGCUCGCAAGAAGAGAGGCAGGGGCAUUGCCCCUCAGCCGACGGUGCCACCUACGUCGGGCACUUCGCAAACGCUGUCGCUGGCCGGAUGGAACGUCCGGUACGACUUUAAGUCGGCAAUAUUUGCCGAGUACCGCCUGGAGAUGGACGUCGCCUUGCGCUCAUACGAGCAAGCUUACGAGAACCUUCUGAGCUCCGAGGUGAUGGAGCUUGUUCCGAGUUGGAGCCCGCGAUGGAACGAGGGCAGAUUCCUGGCAGACGUCCUAGCUGUACGCUGCCUUAGGUGUCUGCUGUGGAACGGCCAGCACAGUGCAGCCGCUCGUCGCUGGCAGGCCCAUCGCGAAAGGAUCGCCGACUUCGUCGACCGCCUGGGUCGGGGCACCAACACCUACGGUUGGGAAGCCUGGGAAGCGCGCUGGGCUGUCGUCAUGGCAGAUCUCAUCAACCAAGCCGACAUACCAGAACUUGCUCCGGCCUCCCGCAGGCUCUACUUGCCGCCUGAGAAGAGCAUCAUGGGAGAGCGGCUCCAGCCGUGGGAGCUUCUCCACCACACAGGUUACUGGUAUCGCUUGGCUGCGGAGCACCUACACGCCCGCAAGAAUUUGGCUCAUGCGAUCCCAAAAGACGAUCGAAGACCGCCAAGUAGCUCGCCGGCCUCCCAGGUCGCCAAAUCUGCCUUCGCGUACGACACGUACAUGUGUCCAGAUCCCUAUGAAGAAUAUCCGCUAGCCGGUGCAGGCGUAGACCAUGGUCGGAUGAUCGUGGACCGCUUGAUGCGCGCCCGCUCCGAGUUUCUCGAGCGCGGUCAAACUCGGUUUGCCGCUGAGGUAUCCUUAGAGUGCGCCAGGGAGCUCGCUGUCGCCAAGGACUGGGGCGCGAUUGUCGAGUUGUUGCUCCCGAUCUGGAGACAGCUGCCGUUCAGGAGUGAGGGCUGGAUUUCCAUAGCAGAGGAGCUGAGCUGGUCUCUCAGAAUAGCAGCGGCAGCGGUGGGAAAUGCCGAAGUGGUGCUCCUUGCUGACUGGGAGCUCCUCUCGCAAGAUUUCCCAAAGCGUGCCGGUUGGCAUUACGAUAUCACACGGUCGCUAGAAGGGGUAGCCUCGCCCGAAUCUAGGCCUAGCGUUGUGGUCCCAGACGAUCGGCUCGCUUCCUUUGUCUCGGCGUCCUUCAUCUUCAAGGACGAGGAGGGAAAGGCGGGACAGAGCCUCCGCAGCCAGCUAUGCAUCAAGUCCAAUGCACAUUUGGGGUCGGCUCCUGUUGUCUUCAGCAGCGUCGAAGUCAGCUUCAGCGGCAGUCUCGACGCCGUCGUUCUUCGGCAUCAACAAAGCACGCCAGCAGCACAGCAAAGCCGCAACAAGGUGGCUCUGUCUACCGUACCCUUGGUCAGGGACGGGGAUGACGAUACAUCAAACGAGGCCAGCAGGAGCAGGCUGGUUGGAUCGGCCGACUUGACACUGCUCCCUGGUCAAACUACCGUCUUCAACAUGGACAUACCCCUGCGGGAGCCCGGCGAGACGCGCGCCGAGACGCUGACCUUGAACCUUCAAUCUGAUAAGUUCGAUUUGCGGCAGUCGCUGGCCUUCCGCGAGAGGACCAAUGCCAAUGUGUGGUACAUCUCUGCCUCGGCCUCGAGGCGUGUCGCUCACCCAAAUGCCCUUGUUGUCCACGUCUUGCCCAGGCCUCCGAAGAUGGAGAUCAGGUGCCCGGCUUGGAAGGAGCAGUACUACACCGAUGAGCCAGUCAGCCUCGAGUUUGAGGUUGAGAAUGGCGAAGACGUCGAGGCCCUCGUCAAGCUAGAUGCGCUGCUGUUUGGAGAGAAACCGCCGGCCUUCGUCGUCGAGGUUCCAGGCCAUGAGGACCAGACAUCGUCAAGUGUCCGCAACGAAGAAGCCAGGAUAUCGGGAGCACCGAUGGGGACCGUCGCCAGUUCGAAAUCGCUCCCUAUCCGUCUACGGCUGCCUCCCAUUGAGCGCUCCACCCGCUACGACCUGACCCUGAAAGUCACUUACUUCCUCCCCACCAACCCCGGCACACCCAUUUCACAAACGGCCGUGUUCCGCCUCAAUAUUGUCAACCCCUUCGAAGCCAACUAUGAUCUACUCCCUCGGCUGCACCCCGAGCCUUGGCCGAGCCUCUUCGACCCGGAAAACGCCCCGCUCCCUAUCGGCGGUGACGGCGACACUCCCCUCCCUCCCAGAGGCAUUUCCCAAGCAUGGUGCCUAGUAACGCGCUAUGCCUCGUUUGCUUCCGAGCCCCUUCGCGUAACAGACAUCGACAUCGCCGUCGCACCCUCUCCCACCUUCCGCUGCUCCUACACCAAAUACACCGGCCUCCCCUCUUCUGGUGCUGGCCGCCUCAUCCAGCCCAAAACAAUCGAACAGGCCGCCUUCGAACUAUCUGCCCAGAAAUUUUCCAUCGACGACCGCAGCCACGCUCCGCUCGACAUCGCCCUCAUCAUCAAAUGGACCCGCGCCGACCCGGAGACGGCUGACACAAACCCCGCCACCCGGCCGGGCUCGGUCAACACAACCACCCUCCCGAUCCCGCGCCUAACCCUCUUCGGCACGGAGCCCCGGGUGCUCGCGACCGUCGCGCACCGCCGCCCCGCUCGCGCUGACGACCUGCUCCUGCUCAUCCUCACGGUGACCAUCGAGAACGCGUCCAACCACUUCCUCACCUUCGGCCUGUCCAUGGAGCCCAGCGAGCAGUUUGCCCUCUCCGGGCCCAAGCAGACCACCCUCAACGUGCUGCCCGUGUCGAGGCGCAGCGUCGAGUACCGCCUGCUGCCGCUCGACGACGGCGCCGGCCGGGGAGGAGGGGCGGGCGCUGAGGAUGGGGGCGAGGGAGCAGGGGAAGGCGUAGUAGGGGAUGCGGAUGCGGAUGCGGAUGCGUAUGCGGGGACGUGGAUCCGGCCCCGGCUGGUGGUCAGGGAUAAGUAUUUCCAGAAGGUGCUCAGGGUGAUUCCGGCUGGCGAGGGGCUGAGGGCGGGGAAGGAGGGGUUUGAGGUUUGGGUGCCGCGCUUGAGGAGACGGAUGGCGGCGGCGGCGGUGGCGGCCGGGGCGGCUGACGGGGAGACGGAGGAGUGAGGAAGCGGUGAGAUAUGGGUUGGGUUGGCUUGGACUGGUGCGGUGUGCAAUGGUCGGAUGAAGGAAGAGCUUACUGCUGACUGCUUCUUCAAUGAACUUGAUGAAAGAGAAAAUCUGACCGG